CGCUGGUGGCCGUCAAUGGAAAAUCCCGCCGCGGCGCGUGCAGAUAAAAAGUCCAAACCGCCACCAAUGGACACACACCGGCGGACAGACACCGAGACUGAGACCCGGACAGCCGCCCUGACAGACAUGAAGCCCGCCACAGUUGCCGUCCUGCUGCUCUGUUACCUGUUGGUGAAUUUGAUCCAAUCAGCUCCCGUCAGCUCGCCGUCCAACCCAUCAGCAGCGCUCACAGCAGCGGCGGAGCGAGCGAAGACGCUGGUGGAGAAGAUCCUUAAAGACGUCCCCACCGUGCACGCCGCGACCGUCACCACCGAGGGUCUGACCCUCGACGGCGCCGCACAGACCGCCAACCUGCAGAUGAUGGUGACAUCACUGGGCAUCCCCGCCGCACCCGUCCUCAAACCGCCAUCCGAACGCUUCACACUGGACGACUGUGUGAGUCACAUGGCGGCCGGCGUGCGGCUGCACCAGGGGCUGCUGGGAGUUUUAUCGGAGCGUCUGAGCGGGCUGAGCGACCUGCGGGCCGACCUCCGAGACCUGCUGACUCACAUCACCAAGAUGAAGGAGGCGGCUCAGCUCGGCAGCGGCAGCGAGGCGGGUCAGAGUCCGGACCUGGCCUCCCGUCUCCACGGUAACUACGAGGUGCAGGUGGCGACCCACCUGACGCUGACGCAGCUCCGCUCCUUCUGUCACGACCUGAUCCGCAGCCUCAGGGCUGUCGCCACCUACAGGCCCCGCCCAGCGGGAGCACUCUAAGCCCCGCCCACACUGCGUUUGGGGACACACAGGACGAAUCAGGAAUCAGCAGCUGAGCGGACCACCUGAGUCCUCCUAUUUUUGAUAUUUGAUAUUUGUGUUGUUUUUGUCAGCUGACAUCAUCACUCUUUGGCGUGAUGUUGCUCAAAUCAGCUGACCCUCACAGGAAGACGUUUUAUUUUGAAACAGGACUUCCUGUCCUGUGUGUUCGCACGCAUUUAGCUCCCAGAAAUUUCCCCCCGAGUGACACGUCCUCCCGCAGAGACGACCUUUGACCCCCUUUAUUACAGAACCAAUCAGAAAGCGGCGUCAUGUGUCUGCAGAUUGUGAUUUUAGACAGUAUGCCGGCACCACAGAAACUAAAGAGGUUUAACACAACAGCGUGGGCCUCUAGUGUGACGUGUUGACAUAUGUGUCAGCAAUUUUUUGUA
Molecule: messenger RNA, 1187 nt
Organism: Plectropomus leopardus (leopard coralgrouper)
Lineage: Eukaryota; Metazoa; Chordata; Actinopteri; Perciformes; Serranidae
Biological process (GO): positive regulation of myeloid cell differentiation
Molecular function (GO): cytokine activity
Source: RefSeq, a predicted model, not a curated record